Molecule: messenger RNA, 2038 nt
Organism: Nematolebias whitei (Rio pearlfish)
Lineage: Eukaryota; Metazoa; Chordata; Actinopteri; Cyprinodontiformes; Rivulidae
Gene: pfkfb4b
Product: 6-phosphofructo-2-kinase/fructose-2,6-biphosphatase 4b
Biological process (GO): fructose 2,6-bisphosphate metabolic process; fructose metabolic process
Cellular component (GO): cytosol
Molecular function (GO): ATP binding; fructose-2,6-bisphosphate 2-phosphatase activity; 6-phosphofructo-2-kinase activity
Source: RefSeq, a predicted model, not a curated record
AGACAGAGAGUACCGAAGCCCACCGCCUCACACUGCAGCACCGCGUUACCGGACCGGUCCAGGAUGUUAGACAAUGAAGAGAUCCUGCUGGAGAGCCACCCACGGGAGCUCACCCAGAACCCGCUGAAGAAGAUCUGGAUGCCCCACAGGAGCAGCCACAUCGCUCACAGACGGGUAUGUAUGACAAACUGUCCGACCCUCAUUGUGACCGUGGGACUUCCUGCCCGAGGGAAGACUUACAUUUCCAAGAAGCUCACUCGCUACCUAAACUGGAUAGGCGUGCCAACAAAAGAGUUUAACGUUGGCGACUACCGGAGGGAGUGUCUGAAGAUCUACAAGUCCUUUGAGUUUUUCCGCUCAGAUAAUGAAGAAGGUGUAAAAAUUAGACGUCAGUGCGCCAUGUCGGCGCUCAAUGAUGUUCGGCAGUACCUGAGCGUUGAAGGAGGACAGGUUGCAGUAUUUGAUGCCACAAACACAACAAGAGAAAGAAGAGGAACUAUCAUGAAGUUUGCUGAGCAGAACGGCUUCAAAGUGUUUUUCGUGGAAUCUGUGUGUGAGGAUCCAGAUGUCAUUGAACAAAAUAUAGUGCAAGUGAAGCUGGGAAACCCAGACUACAUUCACUGCAGUUCAGACGAGGCAAUCGAAGACUUCAUGAAGAGAAUAAAGUGCUACGAGUCGUCCUACCAGCCUCUGGAUGAGGACCUUGACAGCGACGUGUCGUUUAUAAAGAUCAUGGACGUGGGCCGUCGUUAUCUGGUGAACCGGGUCGUUGACCACAUCCAAAGCCGAAUUGUCUACUACCUGAUGAACAUCCAUAUCACUCCACGAUCCAUCUACCUCUGCCGCCACGGUGAGAGCGACCUCAACCUCAAGGGACGCAUCGGAGGAGACUCCGGCCUUUCUGCUCGAGGGAAAGAGUAUGCCAAACGUUUGGGGAAGUUCAUCGAGGAACAGCAGAUCAAAGAUUUGAAAGUUUGGACCAGUCAGAUGAAAAGAACAAUCCAGACGGCGGAGUGCCUCGGGGUGCCAUACGAACAGUGGAAAUCCCUGAAUGAAAUUGAUGCUGGUGUGUGUGAAGAGAUGAUGUACGAGGAGAUCCAAGAACAUUUUCCUCUGGAGUUUGCGAUGAGAGACCAAGACAAAUAUCGCUACCGCUAUCCUAAAGGAGAGUCGUAUGAAGACCUGGUGCAGCGGCUGGAGCCUGUGAUCAUGGAGCUGGAGAGACAGGAGAACGUUCUGGUCAUUUGUCACCAGGCCGUCAUGCGCUGUCUUCUCGCAUAUUUCUUGGACAAAACAUCCCAUGAGCUGCCUUAUCUCAAGUGUCCUUUGCACACCGUGUUGAAGCUGACACCUGUUGCUUAUGGGUGUAAAGUGGAAAGUGUGUAUUUGGGCGUGGACGCUGUGAACACACACAGGGACAGGCCGGAGAACGUGAACGUGCAGCGCAGCACUGAAGACGCUCUGCAAACGGUUCCUGCUCACCUCUGAUUCCUGACAGCUCGUCCAAACUCGGUUCUGGGACUUGUGGACUAAAAAGUGCCGUCCAGCAGAACUUGUCGGCUUCCUCCCCGACACAGAAACAUCUUCCUGGACUCCUGUGAUUUUACUUUAUCUGUGGGCAAACUAAAGCCACGUCCUUCCACUCUGUGGACCCGCUGUUGCUGCAAUAAUUUUUAAUGUCCAGCAUUUUUUUUAUGAUUAUAGAGACCAAGUCCGCUCCAUAGUCCAUACUGUAUAUACUGUUAAAUACCUCCUGAUUUGGAAGACGGGUUUUAUGUAUGAAACACUCCUACCAUGUAUUUAAAAACAAGUGUUUGUUUUUUUUACUCUUAUUUUAUCUGUUUGAAAUGUAAAAAUGGAGUGCACCAAGCACUAAAAAAAAUGUUUUUUUUUACAUCUCAGUGGUGAAGAUAUAAUUUUUAAACUGAGCCUACAACUUACAAAUACUACACAAGACUAAACACUUUGUAAAUGCAUGUGAUAUAUGUUUUCUAAUCUGAAUUAAGUGAUUUAAUCCAAAAUGUGAUGACCGUAAUGA